AUUCAUCAAUUCCUCGCCGGCUCUCUGGAAAAAGGAAUCACCUUUCUCUCUCUGUUUUGCUCGAUCCGUUGUAAAAAUUAUUGAUUUGCUCCAUCAUCAGAUCGCCGGCGUUUUUAACCGCCAUGAAACUCUCCGACGUUGGAUUAGACGUUGUGAAAACUCCGAGAUUGGUUAAAUUGAUUGCGUUUGCGUUUCUCUCAAUCUCAACAAUUUUUCUCUUCAAUCACUUCUCAGAUUCCUUCUCUUAUCCAUCUCUUCGUUUUCCUAUUUCCUCUUCUUCAAACGUCACCGAAGCUAUUCAAACCGACAUAACAUCCGUCGCGGCGGUAGCACCAUCUCCUCCACCGCGUCCGCGUCUCAAGAUUUCGCCUCCUCCGCUACCACCGACAGUGGUGAGAACGGGAAUCAUCGACGAGAAUGGUGCCAUGUCUGAUUCGUUCGAAAUCGGCGGAUUCGAUCCGGAUUCCGUCGACGAGCUUAAAUCACAAACCGGAAAUUCGUCGGUUGAGGAAAAAGAAUCGCCGGAAGUCGGUUUUCGGAUUGAGAAACUCAAAUUGUGUGACAAGACGAAGAUAGAUUACAUUCCAUGCUUAGACAACGAAGAAGAGAUCAAGAGAUUGAACAAUACCGAUAGAGGAGAAAAUUACGAGAGACAUUGUCCUAAACAGAGCUUAGAUUGCUUGAUUCCACCUCCAGAUGGUUAUAAGAAACCAAUCCCAUGGCCACAAAGCAGAGACAAGAUAUGGUUCAAUAAUGUGCCACAUACACGUUUAGUGGAAGAUAAAGGAGGUCAAAAUUGGAUUAGAAGAGAGAAAGAUAAAUUUGUUUUCCCUGGAGGUGGAACUCAAUUCAUCCAUGGAGCUGAUCAGUAUUUAGACCAGAUCUCCCAGAUGAUUCCUGAUAUUACAUUUGGAUCACGCACUCGUGUUGCCUUGGACAUUGGCUGUGGUGUGGCGAGCUUUGGUGCGUUUUUGAUGCAGCGUAACACUACAACCUUGUCCGUAGCACCAAAAGAUGUUCAUGAGAAUCAGAUACAGUUUGCAUUGGAGCGUGGUGUCCCUGCGAUGGUUGCUGUCUUUGCCACACGGAGGUUGUUGUAUCCAAGCCAGUCUUUUGAGAUGAUUCAUUGUUCCAGAUGCAGAAUUAAUUGGACCCGCGAUGAUGGGAUACUUCUUCUUGAAGUUAAUAGAAUGCUUAGAGCAGGAGGCUACUUUGUUUGGGCUGCACAACCCGUUUACAAACAUGAGGAUAACUUGCAAGAGCAGUGGAAAGAAAUGUUAGACCUUACGAACCGAAUCUGUUGGGAGCUUAUCAAGAAAGAGGGAUAUAUUGCUGUGUGGAGGAAGCCUCUAAACAACAGCUGCUAUGUCAGUCGUGAAGCUGGAACUAAGCCUCCUUUGUGCAGAUCUGAUGAUGAUCCUGAUGAUGUUUGGUAUGUAGAUAUGAAACCAUGCAUCACCCGAUUACCUGAUAAUGGCUAUGGGGCUAAUGUCUCCACAUGGCCUGCACGUCUUCAUGAUCCUCCAGAGAGGCUACAGAGCAUUCAAAUGGAUGCCUACAUAUCCCGAAAGGAAAUUAUGAAGGCAGAGUCAAGAUUUUGGUUAGAAGUAGUAGAGAGUUACGUGCGGGUUUUCCGCUGGAAGGAGUUCAAACUUAGGAAUGUUCUGGACAUGAAAGCUGGUUUUGGAGGGUUUGCAGCAGCAUUAAACGAUCUCGGGCUUGAUUGUUGGGUUAUGAACAUUGUUCCCAUUAGCGGAUUCAACACCUUGCCAGUUAUAUAUGACCGUGGACUUGUAGGGGCUAUGCAUGACUGGUGUGAGCCAUUUGACACAUACCCAAGAACCUAUGAUCUGAUACAUGCUGCAUUUCUCUUCUCUGUUGAGAAGAAGAGGUGCAACAUAACAAACAUUGUACUGGAGAUGGACCGAAUGUUGAGGCCGGGAGGACGGGUUUACAUAAGGGAUUCACUGUCUUUGAUGGACCAACUUCAACAACUGGCUAAAGCCAUCGGUUGGACUGCUGGUGUUCACGAUACCGGGGAAGGACCCCACGCAAGCGUUAGGAUUCUCAUCUGCGAUAAACGGAUAUGAGAAAAGAAAAAUGAAAGAUACGAAAUCGAAUGUGAUGAUAAGUCUGCUCAAAGCGACAGUUCUGAGUGAUAGAUUGAUAAUUGUAUGUUGUUUAUUUGUUUGUUGAUUUGAUUGUUGUAGAAUGAAGAGUGUUAAUACACUUGAGCCACUUUA
This is a messenger RNA of Arabidopsis arenosa, 2243 nucleotides long. Lineage: Eukaryota; Viridiplantae; Streptophyta; Magnoliopsida; Brassicales; Brassicaceae. The record is from the annotation of a GenBank genome assembly.